This is a messenger RNA of Oryza sativa Japonica Group (Japanese rice), 2663 nucleotides long. RefSeq names its product serine/threonine-protein kinase PBL34. The record is from RefSeq and is a predicted model, not a curated record. Gene Ontology annotation, biological process: protein phosphorylation. NCBI's taxonomy places the organism in Eukaryota, Viridiplantae, Streptophyta, Magnoliopsida, Poales, Poaceae. Gene Ontology annotation, molecular function: ATP binding; protein kinase activity.
CUUGUAGGGAGUAAAAUGCAAAAACGGGGGUUCUAUAGACGGACGGAUGCGGACGGCGGCCAUAAGAAGGUGCAGGGGCAGGGGGCUCUCCUCUCCUCUCCCUCGGUCUUUGCCAAAUUCCCACUCCGCUUGGCUUUCUGGCCGCCCUGCCCGCUCUGCCCGCAUCCUCGCCCUCAGCCUUCGCCUUUCCCCUGCCCGCGCUGCCCCGACACCACCACCACCCCUCCUCUUCACUCUCCUCCUCGACUUCCCUUCCACCACCACCCGCCGCGCGGCGUCGCCGAUGCCACCCUGCGCGCUCGCCGCCGGGGGGAGCGCGCGGCGGCGGCUUCCUCCGCGGCGCUGACGAGCGGGGGACCUCGGGGGUUGCGCGGGUGGGCGGCGGCGGUGAAGGUGCGUGUGUGCGCGCGGGUGGGGGUGAUGGGGAAGGAGGGGAAGCGGCGGGAGGAGGAGGGGAGGCGGAGGAGGAAGGGGAAGGGGAAGGGGGCGGGGGAGAUGGUGCUGCAGCAGGAGGAGGAGGACGCGGCGCCCGCGAUGGGGUGCUGGAUCCGCAUCCCGCGCCGGCUCGGCGGCGGCUGCAUGUCGUCGCGCUCCAAGGUCGACUCCUCCACCACCACCAGCGGCGGCGGCGGCGGCGGCAGCGCUCGCGUCGGCGGCGAAAGCAAAUCAGCGAAUGAUGGUUGUCGAGACCAUUCAGUUCAACCAAUGGCCUCUGGUUCCACAACAUCCAGUAACACUGGAAGCAUCUCACCUUCGUCCAUAGUCGGAGAGGAACUUAAACUAGCUUUCCAACUCCGUAGGUUUACAUUUAAUGAACUUAAGUGUGCCACAAGAAACUUCCGGCCUGAGAGUCUCCUUGGUGAAGGAGGUUUUGGCUGUGUCUUUAAAGGUUGGAUUGAGGAGAACGGAACUGCUCCCGUAAAACCUGGCACAGGAUUAACGGUUGCUGUCAAGACACUUAACCAUGAUGGGCUGCAGGGCCAUAAAGAGUGGGUGGCAGAAGUUGAUUUUCUUGGAAACCUUCAACAUCCACACCUAGUGAAAUUGGUUGGUUACUGCAUCGAAGAUGACCAAAGGUUGCUAGUGUAUGAAUUUAUGCCUCGUGGAAGCUUGGAGAACCAUCUUUUUAGGAGGUCUUUACCUCUCCCAUGGGCCAUCAGAAUGAGAAUAGCACUUGGUGCUGCUAAGGGCCUUGCUUUUCUUCAUGAAGAAGCUGAAAGGCCAGUUAUCUAUCGGGAUUUCAAAACUUCAAAUAUUCUUUUAGACGCGGACUACAAUGCAAAACUCUCUGAUUUUGGACUAGCUAAAGAUGGCCCUGAGGGUGAUAAAACACAUGUAUCUACUCGAGUCAUGGGAACUUAUGGAUAUGCAGCUCCGGAGUAUGUCAUGACAGGUCACUUGACAUCAAAGAGUGACGUGUACAGCUUUGGAGUGGUGCUACUGGAGAUGAUGUCAGGCAGAAGGUCAAUGGACAAGAAUAGGCCAAACGGUGAACACAACCUGGUUGAAUGGGCGCGUCCUUAUCUUGGAGAAAGACGGCGAUUCUAUAGGCUUGUAGACCCCCGUCUGGAGGGGAACUUCUCCAUAAGAGGCGCUCAGAAGACAGCUCAGCUGGCCUGUGCCUGCCUUAACCGGGAUCCCAAGGCCAGGCCUCUCAUGAGUCAAGUGGUCGAAGUCCUCAAGCCCCUCCUGAACCUCAAAGACAUGGCCAGCUCCUCAUACUUCUUCCAAUCCAUGCAGCAGGAGCGUGCCGCAAGCCUCGGCAACCCAAUUGGCAGCCAAAGCAUGAAGGCACAGGGCACCUUCGCGCGCAACGGGCAGCAGCCAAUGAGGAGCCUCUCCUAUGGCCCGCACGCCUCCCCGUACCGGCAGUCCCCAAGGCCCAACAACGGCAAACUGCAAUGAGAGAGUCCUUGGUGCUCAUUCUGCCAUCCAUUCAACAAUGAUCAGUGCAAGACUGGACUUCCUAUCCAACCUGGGUGCAUUGGUGGUGCACCCAACCAACCUACCAUGGCACCUGGGAGCACCCUGUGUCGUGGAGGAAACCGGGUUUCCAGAACGACUAGAACUGCGCGCAAACGUGUACAAUGUGCAAACUUUCAUCUUGUCGCUUAAGCUUCUACAUUUCCAAUUCUAGCUUACCCUUGACUUGGGAGAGGGGGUGGAUCAAACCGGGUUUUUCUUUUGCUUUUCUUCUGAACAAAUGCUCAGACUGAGGUGGUUAGGUUUGCCCCUUCCCGGAGAAUGCUGGGUUUGGGCUCUUACUCGCACUGUCAUCACCUGUCGGUCGCCUUCGCCUUGUAAUUAAUCGCCAUGUGGAGAAUGGCAAAAAAAAAGGGGAGGCAAAUUGGUCGUCAUCAAAGACCGUCGUCUUCGUCGUCGCCAUCAUCAUUCCAUGAUGCUUGCUGGAUUAUGGAGAUGGUGAGGAAGGGAGGAAGGGCAGGCAGGUCAGUUAAGGCGCAUGUGCCAUUGAUGGGGUGACAGAGCUAAGCUCCGCUUUCAGGUAGGCCGUGGUACGCGACGCACCCCUCCUUCCUUUGACAGAUAGAUCAUGAUCAUAUGCAUGCAUGCGACGAUGCGAGUUUGGUAAUCUAAGAUGCUCGCACGUGCCAUUACUCCCCUGAUCAUUUUACCCAUCCUUUUUACCGGCUGGUAACUCUCUA